This is a messenger RNA of Perognathus longimembris pacificus (Pacific pocket mouse), 933 nucleotides long. Its product is annotated as olfactory receptor 143-like. The transcript is spliced from 3 exons. Gene Ontology annotation, molecular function: odorant binding; olfactory receptor activity; G protein-coupled receptor activity. The record is from RefSeq and is a predicted model, not a curated record. Lineage: Eukaryota; Metazoa; Chordata; Mammalia; Rodentia; Heteromyidae. Gene Ontology annotation, biological process: G protein-coupled receptor signaling pathway; sensory perception of smell. The coding region runs from base 1 to 933 and encodes 310 amino acids. Gene Ontology annotation, cellular component: membrane.
AUGGCUAUGGAAAAUGGUUCAGCAGUGAUGGAGUUUAUUCUUAUGGGAUUGACAGACCAACCUGAGCUCCAGCUGCCCCUAUUUUUCCUGUUCAUGGUGAACUAUAUUAUCACUGUGGGAGGGAAUUUGAGUUUAAUGAAUCUAAUUUACUUAAACUCACACCUUCAUACUCCCAUGUACUUCUUUCUGUUUAAUCUGUCCUUCAUUGAUUUAUGUUAUUCAUGUGUCUUUACUCCUAAACUGCUAAUGGGCUUUAUGUCAGAGAGGAGUAUCAUCUCCUACAAUGGAUGUAUGACACAACUAUUUUUCUUUUGCUUUUUUGUCAACUCUGAGUGCUAUGUGUUGACAGCUAUGGCCUAUGAUCGGUACGUGGCCAUCUGCCAGCCCCUGCAGUACAUGAUCCUCAUGUCUCCUAGGACUUGUUCUCUGCUAAUGUUUGGUUCAUACUUGAUGGGAUUCAUUGGUGCUAUAGUUCACACAGGGUGUAUGAUCAGGCUCAUCUUUUGUGAUUCCAAUAUCAUCCACCACUACAUGUGUGACAUUUUCCCCCUUCUCCAGCUCUCCUGCAGCAGCACCUAUGUUAAUGAGCUUGUGAGUUCUGUGGUUGUCAGUACAGUUAUUUUUUUAUCCAGCCUCAUUAUCUUAAUCUCAUAUGGCUUGAUUCUUUUUAAUGUCAUUCAUAUGUCCUCAGGGAAGGGUUGGGCCAAAGCUAUGAGCACCUGUGGUUCUCAUAUAAUCACUGUUGGUCUAUUUUAUGGGUCUGGGCUACUCACACAUAUCAAAACAUCCUCUGCCGAAACAGUUGUAGUGGGGAAGUUUUUCUCAGUGGUUUAUACACUGGUUGUGCCCGUGCUGAACCCCCUCAUUUACAGCCUCAGGAACAAGGAUGUCAAACUAGCAGUGAAGAGAACCUUGAAGAGAUUCAUAAAUUGA